CGGUAACACCGCGAAGACUGAAACUUGUGUAGGCGGAGGUCCAGCGAAUCAGGGGGCCCGGUGAGUGCAUUGUGCGAUCGACGAACAAGGAUCACCCGGAGAUAAAUGAACACCACGAGGAAGGAUACUGCGGAUUAAGGUGAUUGGAUUUUUCUACGAAAAGAUGAUUUCACGGUAUCAUAUUCUGUGCGCGAUCCUGCUGUACGGCGCGGUUUUGUUGUACCAAGCGAUGGCGCAAGUUGAUGGUUACACGCCUGGCGUGGACUACCCGAUCUACGAUUCCGUGCCUUUCGGUCUGACGUUUACCUGCGGAGGCAAGCUACCUGGCUACUAUGCCGACCCUGAAGCCAGAUGUCAGGUUUGGCACUGGUGCUUGCCAAACGGACGGCAAUUCAGCUUCCUCUGUCCAAACGGCACCGUCUUCAGCCAGUCGGCUCGCGUCUGCGAUUGGUGGUUCAAGGUCGACUGCAACGACUCGCCGAGAUUGUACGGUAUCAACGACGACCUCUACAGAGACGUGAACGGGAACAAGAUUUAACUCAAACUGUAUUCCUGUGAAACAUUCGUAUAAAACGCGCGUCGACGAAGGACAAUUUCUGUACAGUCUCUUCGCGGCAAGGAAGCAACAUAACGGAAGCAAGAUUCGGUCCAACGAGUUGCGAGUUCCUAGCUUGCCGACGGAGAGAACGCGCGAACAGGGCGCUGUAAUAUUCUCAGACGCUAAAUUCCACGCGAUGGCGGCCGACCGUUACGAAGCUGCUCAAACUUGUAGAUACACUUUCCACCGAAAUCGAUCGCACAACCGUUGUCCGUCAACCAUAGAACCGUUCAAAAUUAACCGCACAGUUUCGUCCGACAGACGAUCCGACAUUAACUCUUAAUCGCCUUAUAACGAACUCGAUUCUUCAAU
This is a messenger RNA of Colletes gigas, 910 nucleotides long. RefSeq names its product U-scoloptoxin(01)-Cw1a-like. The coding region runs from base 164 to 538 and encodes 124 amino acids. NCBI's taxonomy places the organism in Eukaryota, Metazoa, Arthropoda, Insecta, Hymenoptera, Colletidae. The transcript is spliced from 5 exons. Gene Ontology annotation, cellular component: extracellular region. The record is from RefSeq and is a predicted model, not a curated record. Gene Ontology annotation, molecular function: chitin binding.